GGGCCGUACGCAGCAGCAGCAGCGGCAGCAGCAGCGGCAGCAGCAGCAGUUUUGCCCUCAGGGCUUUUUUCUCCCCGACGUCGACCAUAACUAACAAUUUGGAUUCAACGCGCGGAUGAGGGCAAUUACCUACUGGACGUAAUCUAUCAUAAUGUCUCCAUUUCCGAUCGACUGAUAGUCAAACGAGUUAAGCAAUGGCUGAAGAGAUCUGAGUCCGCCGGGUGGCUGUUUAAAUGAAGCCCAACUAAAGAGAGAGAGAGAAAAAAAAGAACACACUUUCAUUUCAUUGCAGAGCAGACUUGGAGAAGCCGAUCGGUGGACAUCAUGUACAGAUUGGCGGAUUUUACCCUCAGAAAACCACUGAGUGGGUUUGAUUUCGGAUUACUGUGACACACAGGACGCGUUUUUUUAAGGGGGAGAUUUUUUUUUAAGGAGUCUGCUUCCUCUCGCUCCUGUUCGCUGUCCUCCGGGUUCCUGCAGGACUCCAGAGUCGCGGAGAGCCCAUGCAGUCGCCAAGGGAGAGGAGUGAAGUGCGACCCCGAGCUGGAUGGAUGGUUAUGGGGAAAAGAGGAAGACCCUCGGCGCUUGAAGUGUGCAGAGUCCUCGCCGUGUUUCUCUCACUCUUCCCAUCCGUGAGUCUGCAGUGCAAGAUCCUCAAGUGUAACUCAGAAUUUUGGGCCUCCACUUCGAACUCUGGACCGGAGGAGGAGUUUUGCACAGCGCUGCGAGCAUAUAACAGUUGCGUACGCCGGACCGCACGCACCUGCAGGGGCGACUUGGCGUACCACUCCGCCCAGCAUGGCAUAGAGGAUCUAAUGACCCAACACAACUGCUCCAAGGAGGGGCCGACAUCCCAACCACGUGCCCGGGUGCCGCUUCCUCCUCCACCUCCUCCGCUCCUGCCCGACAGCCAGGAGCGUUCCGAUGGCCCGGAAGUGUGCCACUAUGAGCGCAGUCUUCCACGCAACACAUCGCCGCCCAACUACACUCACUGUGGCUUCUUCGGCGACCCGCACCUCCGAACCUUUGGAGAUGACUUCCAGACGUGUAAGGUGGAAGGAGCCUGGCCGCUCAUCCACAACAAAUACCUGUCUGUCCAGGUGACCAACACUCCUGUAGUCCCGGGGUCUUUGGCCACCGCCACAAGCAAGCUGACAAUCAUCUUUAAGAACUUCCAAGAAUGUGUGGACCAGAAGAUGUACCACGCAGAGACAGAUGAACUGCCAGCUGCCUUUGCAGAUGGCUCCAAGAACGGAGGGGAUCGGCACGGAGCGAACACCCUGCGCGUGGUGGAGAAGGUUCCCGGGCAGCACGUGGAGAUUCAGGCCAGGUACAUCGGAACAACCAUCGUGGUCCGGCAGGUAGGCCGCUACCUGACCUUUGCUGUGAGGAUGCCAGAGGAAGUUGUGAAUUCGGUGGAGGAAGGCGAUAACCAGGACUUGUACCUGUGUCUUCACGGCUGUCCUGCCAACCAGCGCAUCGACUUCAGGAACUUCAGGGCUCGAGCAGCGGAGGCUCACAGCGCAGGCAGGACCAGGAGUGGCACCACGGCGCACGGCUUCACCUACCAGUCUGCAAAGGCCAAGUGCAAAGAGCGACUCCCAGUGGAGGAUCUGUAUUUUCAGUCCUGCGUGUUUGACCUCCUGUCCUCUGGAGACAUUAACUUCACCAUGGCAGCCUACUACGCCUUUGAGGAUGUAAAAAUGCUCCAUUCAAACAGCAACAGAUACCACAUCUUUGAAAAGGAUGCUUUUACAAGUAAUGCAGCACCGAGGGGCAAAGAUUUACUUUCUCUCUUCCUCAUCAACCUCCUCGCUGUCUUAUUGUGGAUUGAGUGUUGCACAGUUCAUCUAUAGUCCCUUUACAACAGUAUCCUCAUGGUGUAUCCGUCAGUGAGUGUUAGAGUACCAUCGCUGUGUCGUACAUCGGCUCCUCUCUUCUGCUCUGGUUCUGCGUCGUGACCUGGGCCUUGCCAGUAAGGUCACCCCAGCCCUAAGUCUCAUUUUAGUUGUAUUGUCAUGUCUUGACUUCAGUCUAAUGACAAGGGGAGUCCACCUAUCAUCACGUGUAUUUAGCUGGUUCAUGGGACUGGUCUUUGAAGAGAGCAGCGGUGAGAGAGCCCAGCUACUCCAAAGCUCAGGAUAUCCACCUGGGAUUAAAUCCCACAUUCUCACCGGGGCCGCAUGCCUAUGGGAAGCCGGACAAGAUGAUCUUUUGCAGAAAGAGGAGUUUGCUGAUCCUCCCUCCCCCCCGAUCCCCCUCAUUGGUGCCAAGCCAGUGAAGCUCUCUGUGGCUCAUGUGGCGAAGCUAGAGGACCUGACAGGGGCUUUUGUUAACCUAAGGCCAGAAGCAGCUCUAUGUUUGAUUAGUUUCCAGCUUUGGAAAAGCCUGAGCCUUGUGGAGGAAGCACUCAGCCAAAAGGAUGUCAGAGCAGCGUCUCCAGUUGUCUGCUGUGGAGAUUAAUGGGUCAUAUUGUUAGGUUAUAUGUACGCGCGUGUGUGUACGUGUGUGAGUGCAUUAGUAAAAUAUGUGUGCAGAAUUCAGUGUCUGUGGUUAAUUUUGUGUGUGUUUGCGGGUGCAGGAGUUCCCAGAAAUGAGAUAACAAACCUCCAAGUGGGAGAAAUCCGUCCCCAUGUCUUUUUGUCGCACCCAAAAUUUCUACAGCAGCAGAGGAGACGAGGCGCUCCGCAGUCUGUUCAAAUGGACGCUAUCUGCCAAGUAGCAAAUCCCAAAAGGGAACCGAUAAAAAUAAUCUCUUUUCAUCUGUACGUCCCUUCCAGUGUCAUACAGCCUUUCCCUCCAUUGUUUGAGCUGACACGUUGAUCAGACAGUGUUUGUGUUUUAAGUCUGUAAUGUGAAUGUAGCUAAAAAGAAAGCAAAAGAACAAACUUAGUUAAGGGGCACUCAGUGUUUACACAGUGUAGAUCAACCGGUCAAACUAUGACACCUCUUUGAGAGAGUUUUGUGAAUUUAACUCUCCAUUUCAAGUAACAGUGGUGUAGAUACUGUUAGUACUAACUGUAAAGACGUCACCUCUCGUCAGUUUAGCAUUUUAUAGACUACCAGUGUGCUGACCUGACUGUGGCUUAUUGAGUAAAUGAUAAGCAGAUGUCUGUAGACGUGAUUUCAUGGCUUAAGUCAUUGCCAAAGAACAAGCCCUUGUGCCAACAUUUCCUCAACAACUGAAUUUUCAUCUUACAGUCUUAAACAGUUCACAUUAGGGGGAUUCUUAAUUGUAUAUAAGUCGUGUUUGUGGGUGAAUUUGCGGUACGCUGAAAAGUCACACACACACUGUAAAAGCAGCAUUUGUCUCUUUUUUGCAGUCUCACCUUUCUUUUCUCUUUUGCUUGUGUUUCAUGAUAACACUCCUCACUACGAGAGGUUUCCAUAUGAACUUUGGCUCUCGGCUGCAGUGUCUGCUAAUGUGUAAGUCGUCCCUGUAGAUACUGUUACUACUCGGGCACAGUUUGACGGUCAUUUAUCCUUUACACUGAAGUAUUUGGCAGGCCUUACUACUGCUAUUUGGAAUAUGUAUUGGUGCAGUUUGACAGCUACACAAAAAAAAUCACACAAAAAUGAUUGUAAUGUUGAAUCUUGUGUUAAUAGAUGUAAUUUGUAUUGUGAGUUUUACAGUAUAUGGUUCUACAUGUGUAAUGUGAGAUUGUACAUAUGUUUUGUGAGUUGACGAGUUUAAAAUUUGUAUAUUACCAGUUGUGUUUUGAAUUUAUCACUCAAGUUUUUGUACAUCUGAUGCUUUGGUGAAUGUGAAAUUUUUUUUUUUUUUUUUUGAAAAGGGAUUCUUGCAAAAACAUGAACACCACAGAACAGAAUAUUCUAAAACAGCAUUUACACUUUAGUCUUUGUAGAGAUGUUGGUUGUCAUCACUUUUUGCUUACUUGGUCGCAGAUGAAGUACAAACACCUUGAAUAAACCGUGAAUGCAAGGGAAUGUAGAAAGUGUUCUGGGGCGUUCAUGUUUUUGAGUUUAAAGCACUUUAUGUUUAUUUUUUUCUUUUAUUUAGCUCUUAUUUUGUUUGGAAUUCUGUGUCAGACUUGUAAUGGUUAAAAA
Messenger RNA from Toxotes jaculatrix (banded archerfish), 4068 nucleotides. RefSeq names its product repulsive guidance molecule BMP co-receptor a (gene rgma). The record is from RefSeq and is a predicted model, not a curated record. Gene Ontology annotation, cellular component: plasma membrane. The transcript is spliced from 4 exons. Lineage: Eukaryota; Metazoa; Chordata; Actinopteri; Toxotidae. Gene Ontology annotation, molecular function: coreceptor activity. Gene Ontology annotation, biological process: BMP signaling pathway. Bases 504 to 1856 code for a protein of 450 amino acids.